AUGAUACAAUAUUCUGAAUUAUGUCUUAAACCAGCAGAGGCCGUACUAAAGUCACUUGAAAAACACAAUUGGUAUUUAAAUGAAAGAUUUGUGAUUAUGUGUCUCGCUGAUAAAUGCUUACCUGUAGAUCAGCUACAUAAAUUAGCUCUUAAAUUAGCUCAAACAGCAAAGCCUACGAAAUGGCUGAAAAUCAGUUCAUCAAACUGGGAAACAUGUUCAGGUUAUAUAAGAUUUAAAAAUUAUAUCACUGGUCUUCUUGUUGUAAAUGACAGUGCAGAACUUGCAUUUAAACUUGAUCAAGACUUUAUUGAAAUUUUCCGAAACGAAGAAGAUAACCAAGCAACUUUACUGCGACUAAAUUCAGACAUUGAACACAGUCAUGGUGCUUGGUAUAGUGAGGCAGUUGUAUUGACAGCUAGUGUUAGUGUUUAUGAGCACAAGCCUCGUACAAUAGGAAAACAGCUUAAUCAAAAUAAUUGUCCUAGUGAAUCUAUUAAUGAGUAUUACAAGAAAAAAGUAUUGAGAAAUUUGUUGCAGAUUUACUUGAAAAAAAAACAAAGCAAUGCAAACUUAGAUAAAACCAAAACACUUUUGAAAAAACAAGAGAAAAACUUUGCGUCUUUAACAGCUGGGAACUUUAAAAUGUUCACUGAGAGACUUGACAAGUACGAAAAAGAAAAUAUAAAUAACCUAAUAAAAAUAAUUAAAUUCGAAAAUGAUUUAGAACAAACAAAUAAAAAGGUCGUCUCCGUAGAAAAUGAUUUACUUGAAAUAAAAAAAUUUAAUCAAACCAAUAACGAUAUUGCUUCAGAAAAAUUUGAACUUGUGAAAUCAAAAACAAAAGAGAUAAGUUCGAAGCUAAAAGACAACAGCGAGAUAUUAAAAGUAAAAAUUAAGCUUAGAGAAGUAGAAGAUAGAUCCAGAAGAAACAAUCUGAGAGUCGAUGGUUUAAAAGAAAACAAAAAUGAAAGUUGGAGUGAUAGUGAGGCUAAAGUGUUAAAAUUAUUUGAAGAAACUCUUGGGUUAAAAGGUAUAAAAAUAGAAAGGGCACAUAGAACUGGUUCUCGAGACAAUAAAAAAGUCAGAUCCAUAGUUUUGAAAUUGCUCAAUUACAAAGACAAGGAAAACAUUCUAAAAAACUGUCGGAAAUUGAAAGAGGAAAAUAUUUAUGUUAAUGAGGGUUAUUGCGUGGAGACGAUGCUAAUUAGAAAAGAACUACGGGCGGGCAUGAAAAAAGGACGAGAAGCUGGAAUGUUUGCGUAUAUUUCAUACGACAAGUUGGUGGUUCGCGAAUGGUCUCGAAAAGCAACCGAUAAUAACUCUGAUAAUCAUACUGAAACCUUAUUAGAAAGUGAAUACUAUUCAAUACUUGAAUCUACUCAAUAUCUCUUUCAUCAAAUGCGCGAUAUUUGCGUUGGUGGUGGUAUAAGCAUUCACAAUUCUAUUGAUUUUAUUCAACGUAAAGAUCUUAAUGUAAACAAUACAUAUUGUGAGGCAUUAUGCGUUGAGAUAAUAAAUAAAUUAGCUAAAAAUCUCAUAAUCAAUGCUAUUUAUAGAACGCCAGCUGGUAGUUUAAAAACAUUCAAAACUUAUCUGCGCACAUUCCUAAACACUAAAAAUAUAUUGCAAAAGCAUGUUUACGCAGUUGGGGAUAUCAACAUUGACUUACUCAACCAUGCCUUAAAUAGUGAAGCAAAAACUUUUAUUGAUAUUCUUCUCGAAUACAACCUUAUCCCAACUAUAAACAAAGCAACAAGAAUAACUAAAAAUUCAUCGACAUUAUUAGAUAAUGUUAUUACUAACAAUUUUCAUAAUAGCCGUUUUAAAAAUGGUAUAAUCAAUACUGAUUUAACUGAUCAUUUCCCUAUAUUCCUUAUUACUGAGAGCGUCACUCUAAAUAAUGCUACUCACAAAUCAACAGUAUUCAUGAGACAAAUCAAUGAAAAUUCCAUAUGCCAAUUUAAAAAUUUAUUAAAUAAUUACGUCGAUUGGAAUCUUGUACUGCAAUCACACGAUGUAAAUAAUGCUUAUGAUUUAUUUCUAAACCAAUUUUCUAAAAUAUACUUGAAUCCUUUUGUGUUUGCUAUUAAGUGUUUUGAUAACAAUUGGGCAUUGGCAUUAUCGUGGGGUCAAAUUGGUAUUGAUAAAAUAAAUAAGUAUAAGGGAUUUAGACACCGAUAUUAG
Molecule: messenger RNA, 2184 nt
Organism: Hydra vulgaris (swiftwater hydra)
Lineage: Eukaryota; Metazoa; Cnidaria; Hydrozoa; Anthoathecata; Hydridae
Source: RefSeq, a predicted model, not a curated record